GUUCACAAUUCAUUUCUCCCUCUUUAGAUUUCUCCUCUUCUCCAAUUUUAAACAAAACUUCCAUAUUUUUCUUAAAUUUAUUUGAUCGUUUUGCUCGUGGCUGAGGAGCUCCUUUAUGCAGAAAUGGCCAACACCUACAAGCCAAAGAACAUUCUCAUAACAGGAGCAGCAGGCUUCAUUGCAUCCCAUGUAUGCAACAGGAUAGUGCGAAACUACCCUGACUACAAAAUCAUAGUCCUUGACAAGCUCGAUUACUGCUCAAAUCUGAAGAAUCUCAUUCCCUCGCGUUCAUCUCCGAAUUUCAAGUUCAUCAAGGGAGACAUUGGAAGUGCUGAUUUAGUAAACUACAUCCUCCUCACAGAGUCCAUUGACACCAUCAUGCACUUUGCAGCACAAACUCAUGUAGACAAUUCCUUUGGCAACAGUUUUGAGUUCACCAAGAACAACAUCUAUGGCACACAUGUGCUCCUAGAGGCUUGCAAGGUCUCAAAGGGUCAAGUGAAGAGGUUCAUUCAUGUGAGCACUGAUGAGGUUUAUGGUGAGACAGAUGAGGAUGCUGUGGUUGGAAACCAUGAGGCUUCUCAAUUGUUACCUACCAAUCCAUAUUCUGCCACAAAAGCUGGUGCUGAAAUGCUUGUCAUGGCGUAUGGUAGAUCGUAUGGUUUGCCGGUUAUAACGACGAGAGGGAACAAUGUUUAUGGGCCUAAUCAGUUUCCUGAGAAGUUGAUUCCAAAGUUCUUGCUCUUGGCCAUGAAAGGAAGGACUCUUCCAAUUCAUGGGGAUGGGUCUAAUGUGAGGAGCUAUCUCUAUUGUGAAGAUGUUGCUGAGGCUUUUGAGAUCAUUCUCCAUAGGGGUGAGGUAGGGCAUGUUUAUAAUAUAGGGACAAAGAAAGAGAGGAGGGUGAUUGAUGUGGCUAGGGAUAUAUGUAGGUUUUUCAAUUUGGACCCUGACACACAUGUCAAGUUUGUGGAGAAUAGGCCUUUCAAUGACCAAAGGUACUUCUUGGAUGAUGAGAAGCUCAAGGAUUUGGGGUGGUCUGAGGGCACUACUUGGGAAGAGGGUCUAAGGAAAACCAUGGAUUGGUAUGUCAAGAAUCCUGAUUGGUGGGGUGACGUUUCUGGUGCUUUGCUUCCUCAUCCAAGAAUGCUCACUAUGCCAGGAGUUGAGAAGUACUAUGAUGGCUCUGAUAAUGUGACCGGAACCGCUUCCAAUGGUGAUGUUAACCAUUCUAAUCAGAACAGAAUGGUGGUUGUUCCAGCCACAAGGAAUAAUGUGUCACCACAAAAGGCAUCUUUGAAGUUCUUGAUAUAUGGUGGUGCAGGGUGGAUUGGGGGGCUUAUAGGAAACAUUUGUGAGAAGCAAGGGAUACCCUUUGAAUAUGGCAUGGCUCGCUUAGAUGAUAGAUCACAGAUCUUGUUUGAUUUUAGGACCAUUAAGCCUACUCAUGUUUUCAAUGCUUCUGGGGUGAUUGGAGCAUUAAAUGUGAAAUGGUUUGAAGCUCAUAAGCCAGAAACUAUACGUGCUGUUGUUGUUGGUGUGUUAACAUUAGCAGAUGUCUGCAGAGAUCAUGGUCUCCUCAUGAUGAAUUAUGCCUUUGGUGGUAACUUGGAAGACAAAGCAAAUUCCACUGAUGCCUUCUAUUUUAGAACACAAGCCAAGGUUGAAGAGUUGCUAAAGGAAUAUGAAAAUGUUUGCACCCUAAGAAUCCAAUUGCCAGUGUCAUCUGAUCUCAGCAACCCACAUAACUUGAUCACUAUGAUAACAAGGUCUGAUAAAGUGGCCAACAUUCCAAACAGCAUCACUGUUUUGGAUGAACUCGUACCAAUUUCAAUUGAGAUGGCCAAAAGGAAUUGCAGGGGCAUUUGGAACUUCACAAACCCUGGUACUGUGACAUGCAAUGAGAUUCUUGAGAUGUACAAGGAUUAUGUUGACCCUACUUUUAAAUGGGUUAAUUUUACACUUGAACAACAGGCUCAUGUCCCUUCUCCAAGCACUAAUGAGAUGGAUUCAUCAAAACUGAAGAAGGAAUUUCCUGAGCUGUUGCCUGUCAAGGACUCAUUGAUCAAAUAUGUGUUUGAGCCAGAAAAGAAAAGCUUGGGGUUUUGAGUAGCAUAAUUAACCAUAUAUAAAUGUAUACAUUUCGGUCUCUAUCAUUUUAUUUUCCCUUUUUUGGUUAGUUUGGUUUAGUUUGAUAGAAUUGAAUUUCAUAUUCCUUUUACCUUUUUUUUUUCAUUUGUAUUUGCUUCUGCUUUUUGUAGUUUAUAUUUUCUAUUCCAUAACAGAACUAUUUUGGUCAAAAUCAAAAGAAGUUGAAUAAAGGGUUAACCCCUGAUGUAUGAAACUAUGAAUAUAUCCAAAUUCGUCCAUGGAUUUUUUUAA
Glycine soja is the source of this 2379-nucleotide messenger RNA. Its product is annotated as trifunctional UDP-glucose 4,6-dehydratase/UDP-4-keto-6-deoxy-D-glucose 3,5-epimerase/UDP-4-keto-L-rhamnose-reductase RHM1-like. The transcript is spliced from 3 exons. NCBI's taxonomy places the organism in Eukaryota, Viridiplantae, Streptophyta, Magnoliopsida, Fabales, Fabaceae. The record is from RefSeq and is a predicted model, not a curated record. Gene Ontology annotation, biological process: flavonol biosynthetic process; auxin export across the plasma membrane; UDP-rhamnose biosynthetic process. The coding region runs from base 124 to 2106 and encodes 660 amino acids. Gene Ontology annotation, molecular function: dTDP-glucose 4,6-dehydratase activity; UDP-L-rhamnose synthase activity; UDP-glucose 4,6-dehydratase activity.